UUUUCAUGAUAUUUAUUUUUUCAAAAUACAUAACUUUCAAUAUAAGCAUCCAAGAUCAUGUACAUAUGGUUGAAAUUAAAGCCCAUUGAUUGUACUCUGUUCUAUCGCUGACUUUAGAGGUAGUUGAAGAAAAAGCAAGACACUUGCUUUUGUUUGAACUAAAGUUUGUCUUUCUUGUGCAUCUAAGCCAACAUUUUCAAACCUCCCAAUCAUUAAACCCAAAACAACACAAAGGUAAUUCUUCUACAAAAGCUUCUCUCCUCCACUUUCACACCUCUCUCCUCUACUCCCCUGUUUUCCUCUGUUUUCUCUUCUCCCCUGUUUUUCUUUGUUUUCUCCAUUCUUUCUUCUCCAAAUGCAUCUCAAAUUCAACAAAUCUUUCCAAUUCCUGUCAUCUUCACCAUAUUAUCCGUCUUCGCAAAUGAAACUCUAUCCGUAGACCCAAAUUUCGAGGCCUGUGUGCCUCAAAAUUGCGGGAAUGGUCCAAAUAUAAGUUACCCUUUUUGGAUUACUAAUUUGCAUGAGUCCUAUUGUGGCCAACCAAACUUUGAGGUCACUUGCAAUGGCGGAAACCUGGUUGUCGCGAUAUCUGAUGAUGAUUAUGUCAUCGAAGAAAUAUUCUACGCCAAUAAUUCAUUUCUCUUGGCCAAUUCCAUGGUCUAUGAUUUUGAAAAUACAUGUCCAAUUCCUCUGCAUAAUUUUAGCAUUGAGGGAACUCCAUACAACUAUAGUCUUGGCUAUGUCGAUCUCUUCUUCUUCUACAAUUGUUCAACGUAUCCUAUUAAAGAACCGACAUAUCGAGUUGAUUGUGCAAGCAAUGCUACCGAUUUAUCAUUUGCUGUUUUUCACAAGGAGGUUUUGGAGUACGAGAAUUAUUCGAUUGACUCGUGCAAUUCUUGGGUGAAUGCGCCUGUGGAGAGUGGAGAUAUCAAGACAUUUUUGGAAAUGAAUUUCACUGAUGUUUUGAGAAGAGGGUUUGUUUUGCAAUGGAGUGAAGAUUAUUGUAGUGAUUGCAAGAGAAGUGGAGGGAACUGUUGUUCUAUUAAUAACAAAUUUACCUGUUUUUGCUUCGAUAAACAACAUUCCAAAACCUGUGACGACGGGCAUAUGAAGUGGAGAAUAGCGCUUGUUAUAGGGCUUGGGGCAGGGGGAGUUAUUGUGGUGGUGGCUAUUGUUUGCAUCAUCUAUCAUCGCAGGAACAAAAAAUACAAUGCGACAUCGUCUUGGAUAUCUCGAUACACUUCUCAUACAUCUUCAAUGAAUGAUAUCGAAAAGGAAGCAAGCUACUAUGGAGUCCAAACUUUCAGUUAUAAUGAACUCCAAAAAGCCACCAACAAUUUUGAUUCCAAGAAAGAAGUAGGAGAUGGAGGAUUUGGUACUGUAUACCAAGGCAAACUUCGAGACGGGCGUGUAGUUGUAGUGAAGCGAUUAUACGAACACAAUUUCAAAAGAGUGGAACAAUUCAUGAACGAAAUAGAGAUCCUCACCCGCCUCCGCCACCCAAACCUCGUCUCUCUCUACGGCUUCACCUCCCGCCACUGCCGCGAGCUCCUCCUCGUCUAUGAAUACAUCCCCAAUGGCACUGUUGCUGAUCACCUCCAUGGCGACUGCACAAAACCCUGUUCCCUCUCUUGGACUACAAGAAUGAGCAUUGCAUUCGAAACCGCUAGUGCAUUGGCUUACCUCCAUGCUUCUGAUGUCAUUCACCGCGAUGUCAAAACUAACAACAUCUUGCUUGACAACAGUUUUUGCGUUAAAGUUGCUGAUUUUGGACUUUCUCGUCUUUUCCCAACUGAUGCGACCCAUGUGUCCACGGCCCCACAAGGUACUGUUGAGUUCACCCCAUGUGAAGGAGGUGACUCUCUUCCAUGGGAACACACACAAAGGUCAAGGAAGGAGGCUACCAACCAUGUCAAAGAAGGAGGCUGCCAAAGUCAAGCAUGGAGGCUGCCCAAAGGCUCUCCCACCUACUCCCUCACCUAUAAAUGGAGGUUGAGAGGAGAGAGCAAAAUGUGAGCAAUUCAUGAGCUUGUUGACCCGUGUCUUGGGUUUAACUCGGAUUAUAAAGUGACAGAGAUGAUCAAGGUGGUUGCUGAGUUGGCAUUUCAGUGUUUGCAAAAUGAGAGCGAUAUGAGGCCAUCGAUGAAAGAAGUGUUGGAGGUUUUGAAGGAAAUCAGCAGUGUGGGUUAUGAUAGGAAGGUUGCUGACGAGAUGGACAUACCAGCAGAUGAUGUUGUGUUGUUGAAGAGUGAUCCACCAACGCUUUCACCUAAUUCUUUGACGCAAAAUUGGGUUAGUAGGGGAAGUACCACAUCUAAUGCUAGCAGUAGCUAAGUUAAUGUAUCAUUUUAAUGCAGUCAAGAUCCAUUUUAUAGUAAAUUUUGGGUGAUAAUGCCAUCUUAUUUCCAUCAUGAAUAUGAAAGUUACUAUGAAUUAUAUUAAUGCCUUU
This is a messenger RNA of Camellia sinensis, 2449 nucleotides long. Lineage: Eukaryota; Viridiplantae; Streptophyta; Magnoliopsida; Ericales; Theaceae. The record is from RefSeq and is a predicted model, not a curated record.